GAAAUGAAAUCCAGUGCACCUGCAGCAUCGCCUGGAUGAGCAAAGCCCUCAAGUUCUACGACUCCAUCGUCGAGCAGGAGCUGCAAACGGUGGACUGCAAGUACCCGGAAGCCGAUCCCCAGCAGCAGCUGCCCUUCAUUCGAAGCAGUCCACCGGACCGUCGACCAAAAUCGAUCUACGCCUUCAUCACCCACCCUGAGGUGGCCAGCGGCUGCAAACUCCCGACGGCUCUUCUUCAGGCGGAAAAGUCCUCCGCCACCGAGGAGGAGGAACGGAAGCGGAAGUUGAAAGCCGGCGGUGGUGAUAAUCAGAACACUGAAAAUGAUUAUGAUGAUGCUAACGAUAACGAGCAGGCCAAAAAGACUAUCAGUGAGAUGAAUGGCAAUGAAGUGGGCGUGUCAGGAGGUGUUGAGGGUGAGCAGAGUGGCCAGCCGACCACUCCCAAGGUGACCCGGGUUUAUGAAAAUGGAAAUGAAAAUGAAGGUGGAAAUAGUGGAGUUCACAAAAGUCCACACGACAGCAGCGCCGUCCUUAAGGAUACGAAUGAUAAGUCCACGAAUCAGCUGAACCAGGCGCAGUUCGGCGCCGGAACUCUUCAAGGCGGAGGAACUUCGAAGGCUUUGAAAAACGGCGGAGUCAAUUUAGGUUCUGAAGAUGAAGAAGAGGAAGAAGAAGAUGAAGAUGAGGACAGCGACGGAGAGCUCUCUGAACUGGCCAAGCCGAUCUGCCUGGGCGCCAUUCGCCCCUAUAUUGUCGUCAAACACGGCGCCAGCAAGUCCUUCUGGUCCCUGGACGGCGAUGGCAACAAGCCCCGGCAGAUCAUCGACCCGAAGAAGCUCGCCCGAGCGGAACGCCGCCUGGCGGAUAAGGCCCGAAAGCGGGACGACACGCCGGAGAUUCAGUUCCGCGCACUUCCGGUCUCGGAUGCCAUCGUCAGCCAGGCGAUGAACCGGAAGGCAGCCAAGGCGGACCUGGGCGGGGCGAACCGAUCACGGGACAUUCGCAUCGAGAACUUUGACAUUAGCUUUGGCAGCCAGGUCCUCUUGGAAGGAGCUAGUUUGAAUUUGAGCUACGGUAUCAAGUACGGCCUCUGUGGGAGAAACGGCGUGGGAAAAUCUACCCUACUUCAUAUGAUCUCCAACGGCUCGCUGAUCAUCCCCGCGCACAUUAGCAUCCUCCACGUGGAGCAGGAGGUGGUGGGGGAUGAUACCCGAGCACUGGACUCGGUCCUCCAGGCGGACCAGGCCCGGGAGGAGCUGCUGGCGGAGGUGAAGGAGUACACCAGCAAGGGCGGCGACCUGACGCUGGAGGAGACGGCCGACCUGAAUGAGAUCUACGCCGAGCUGGAGGCAAUCGAGGCGGAGAAGGCGCCGGCGAAGGCGGCGGCCAUUUUAUCGGGUCUAGGCUUUAGUCCUGAAGCUCAAGAAAGGGCGACGAAGACCUUUUCCGGCGGCUGGCGGAUGAGGAUCGCCCUGGCGAGGGCGCUUUUUAGCAAACCAGACCUUCUGCUGCUUGAUGAGCCGACGAACAUGUUGGACAUGAAGGCCAUCCUCUGGCUGACCGAGUACCUAACUACAAGUUGGGAAUCAACUCUGCUGGUCGUCUCCCACGAUCGCCAGUUUCUCUCCAGCGUUCCCUCGCAAAUCCUCUACAUUCAUCGAGCCAAAAUUGAGACCCACCGCGGCAACUUUGACUCCUUCCGCUCGGCGAUGGAGGAGAAGGAGCGGCAGCAGCAGCGAGACUACGAAGCGCAGCAGAUGCACCGGAAGCACAUGCAGGAGUUUAUCGACAAGAACCGGGUCAACAGUAGCACGGCCGCCCUGGUUCAGAGUCGAAUCAAGAUUCUCGAGCGGGAGAAGCUAAUUGAGGAGGUGAAGGCGGAGGCGGUGGUGGUGCUCCGCUUUCCGGAACCGGAAGCGCUCCCGCCGCCGCUGCUUCAACUGGAUGAGGUCUCCUUUGGCUACUCGAAAGAUAAGAUCUUGCUUAGUAAGGUCGACCUCUGUGCGAACUCUCAGUCGAGGAUUUGUAUUGUGGGGGAUAAUGGAUCGGGAAAGACCACCUUGCUGAAGAUUCUCACCGGAGACCUGACGCCGCUGUCCGGGACACGGCACGCCCACCGCAACCUCGCGAUCGGGUACUUUGCGCAGCAUCACGUCGACCAGCUCAACUUCAACUACUGCGCCCUGCAGCUGAUGGCGAAGAGGGCGCCGGGAAAGGGCGAGGAGCACUACCGGAAGUACCUGGCCGGUUUCGGAGUGACCGGUGACCUCAGUCUUCAGUCUUUAGCAACCUUAUCCGGAGGACAGAAAAGUCGGGUCGCCUUUGCGGCGAUGACGCUGUCGGAUCCCCACUGUCUGAUUCUCGAUGAGCCCACCAACCACUUGGACGUGGAGACUGUUGAGGCCCUAGCCAAGGCCCUGAACGAGUACACGGGGGGCGUCAUUCUGGUGACGCACGACCAGACGCUGCUGACCAGCGUCUGCACCGAGCUGUGGCACUGCAAGGGCGGCACGGUGACCUGCCUCAGCGGCGGCUUUGCCCAGUACCGCAAGAUUAUCGAGCAGGAGCUGAAGGAGGUGUCGGCGGCGGCGGCGGCUGCAAAGGGUUGA
Molecule: messenger RNA, 2609 nt
Organism: Rhagoletis zephyria (snowberry fruit fly)
Lineage: Eukaryota; Metazoa; Arthropoda; Insecta; Diptera; Tephritidae
Source: RefSeq, a predicted model, not a curated record